Messenger RNA from Tetrahymena thermophila SB210, 4194 nucleotides. RefSeq names its product phosphatidylinositol 4-phosphate 5-kinase. The record is from RefSeq and is a predicted model, not a curated record. The transcript has 10 exons. Gene Ontology annotation, molecular function: calcium ion binding; phosphatidylinositol kinase activity. Gene Ontology annotation, biological process: phosphatidylinositol metabolic process. NCBI's taxonomy places the organism in Eukaryota, Ciliophora, Oligohymenophorea, Hymenostomatida, Tetrahymenidae.
AUGAUAUUUUGUUGUACUAGCAAAACAAGACGUGUUGCUGAAGAAGAUGAAAUCAGAAAAGCUAUCAGUAAAACAACAUUCUCUCUUUAAGAAGUUACCGAACUGCGAUAGAGGUUCUACCGCAUGUCAAAAAAUACAGGCAAGCUAAGGAAAGAAUAGUUUAGGGAACAUAUGGGUGUACUUGGUUUAGACACUGUAUUUUUUUUGAGUGAUAGAAUAUUUACAAUGCUUGAUAGUGAUGGAGAUGGAUAAAUCAACUUCUAAGAUUUUAUCAAUUACUUUGAUAUUAUAACACAUGGAAAUUAAGAACAAAAAGCCUAAAUUGCAUUCAACUACAUAGACACAACGAAUUAAGGGUCUUUCGAUUUAAAUGAUUUAAAAAAAAUGAUCGGAGGUAUCAUUAAUAGUUAUUGUGCAGUUACUGGAGCUCAUUUUAAUGAAGAAUAGUAGCGUAGAACUGACCAAUAUAUCAUCAGUAUAUUUGAUCAAAUGAGCACAUAAAAAAACGGAAGAGUCACUUUUACUGAAUACUUACAGGCUAUAAGAAAGAAUCCAAAUAUUCUAGAGAUAUUUGAGUUUCUUAACAAAGGUAUAUAGGAAACAAUUAAGGAUGAUAAAAGUAAAGAAAUAUAAAUUUCAAAGAUGGUUUUGCAGGUCGAAAACUAAAUAGAUUAAGUUAUAGGCAGCUUAGCAGGAGAAAAGGAAGACUCAGUACCUCAAAAUGCAUUUCCUCAUUAAUAAAAAACUAUCAGUUUUAAAAGAAGUUCAAUUAGAAACAUAAAUAAACUACCUUCUGACAAUGAUAUAGAACCAACAAAAUUAUUUCCUCUACUUACCUAACCUAAUAUUGUUAUUGAAGAACAAAUUAAACGCAAAGAUAAAAGUCAAUCAAGUAAAACUUAAAUAAUUGAAACUAUAGGCAUGAAUAUGAAUAGUCAAAAAAACAAUCAUGAAGUUAAUGAUUCUAAAAAAAUUACCUUUAUGAAUAAUUCAAAUUUGACUUUUAGGUUUAAAUCUUAGCCAGAAUUGCCAAACAGUACUGUGAAGGAAGAAGAUGAACGAUAAAAUGAAGCCAGUACUAUAAACGAUGCUAAUAAACCACCUACAUCUAGACGCUAUGGAGCAGAAUGCUUAAAAGUAACAUUUGUAAAGCCAGUAUCUAAAUACCAGAAUAACUCAGGUGAUGUUCAAGAUAAUUGUGAUAUUUCAGAUUUUACAGAUGAUGAAAUUCGUGGUGAAAAUAUGGAGGGAAUUAAUGAAGGAAACGAUUAAAUGGAUGAUGGCUACAUUAACUAGAAUAAAAAAUAUGUAAAUAGCAGAUAUAAAAAUAGUUUUUUGUCAAAAAAUUCACCAAAUUAUUCUACAUAAUAAUUGGUAUCACCAUAAGCAAUCAUUUAAAAUGAUAUAAAAGAUCAAUAAGGAAUAGGUCAAAUUUUAAAGGAUAACAACAAAAAUUAGUAAUACAAAAAUACAUCAAGUACUUAUAAUUAAAAUGGAAAGACUCCAGCUUUAUCUGAUUAAAAUAUGUUAAAUUAAUAAAGUUCUUAAAAGAAUAUUUUACUCUUUGGUGGAGUUUAUCCUAUUUAAACAAAUAUUCCAUAAGGCAAUAAAAGCAUUUUUCAAUAAUCCCUAAACUCUAAAGGAUAAAUUAUUGAUCAUAGCUAGCAGUAUAUUGAAGGAGCAUUAUAAUAUAUAUCAUAAAAUGCCGAAUAAGUACCUAUAAUUUCAUUUUAAAGUGCUACUUAAGGUUAGAGCUCAGAUUAAAGCAAUUUUAGUUAAUCUAGCUAAAAAAAUAACAAUUCAAGCAACAAAGGCAGCAAUUAAAAGAUGCCUUAUUAAAAUUCAAAUUUUAUUAACAUUUAAAAUGGGAAAUUACUGAGCUAAAAUGAUAUCAUAAUUUCUUCUAAUGAAUAGAAUUUGCUAAAAGAUUUUCAUAACAGUAAUGUAAAUAUAAAUAUAAACAAUAAUUUUUUCCUUCAUCAUCCUCACUAAAUCUCAUCACAAAUAAAUUCACCUUUAGAUCCACAUUCUACUGCAAAUACUACUUUUAAUGCUAACAAUAUUUUUAAUAAUAAUUUGAUCUCUAACUCUGCAACUAACAACUCCUCUUCUAUAUCAAAUAAAGUAAAAGUACCUCCACUUAAAUCCAUUCCAAGCUACAAUGAGUAGCAGCAGCAAUAACAGAAAAAAGAAUAACAAUUUUAACCUUUACAAGAAAAUUUAAGCAUAUAACCAAGUUUUGUAAAAGAGUUAAGUAGUGAACAAAGCAAUAACGGGGCAAAUCAAGUCAAACAAAACAUAAAUACCUAGAAUAAUCAACAAAAUAUCCAUUAAUCUAAUCAUAAUUUAAUGAAUAACAGCAAUAAUUUAUCAAUAAGCAAUUCUUAAAUAUCUUAAGGAUCAAAUUAAAAUUAUUUAAACAAGUCUGGAUUCUUUAAAGAACACUAUCAGAAAUCAGCAAGUCAUCCUCUACCAAGUUUGAGUCCUUAAUAACCUAUUAUUGAUCCUAGACAUAAAUAGUUCAUAAAGAAUGUCAAUGAUAUGAGUACUGACUAACUUAAGGAAAAGAUUCUUGGACUUUAUCCUAAAUUUUUAGAGAUGAAAGAUACCCUAAAGGUCAUCAGAUAAGACUUAGAAGAAAAUAAUAACAAUGACGAUGAGUUAAAUAAAGUAGGCAAUCACAAAGACUCAAUUAUCAAUGAUAAAAAUAUCCCUUCAUUCGCAGGUCGAGUGUAAAGAUUUAGCUCAAACAAAAACAGCUCCCCUUAAUAGAACAUAACCCAAACUAACAUAUUCAUAAGAUAAAAUAGCUCAACAAACUAAAUAAAUCCUCAAAUAAAUAUGGUAAAUUAAGAUGAUCAAUUUAGAACGAUGAGAAUAUCUACAGCUAUUAAUGUGCCAAAUAAGAAAUCUUAAAGAAAUCUUUCUUCUUAAAAAAACACAACUAUGGUUUUUUUUGGGCAUUAGAACUGGAACUUGGUAUUAAACAUGAUGAUGGGAGUGUAAAUGGCUGUUAGGAGUGUUAGCAGUUAUGGAGAAGAAAUCAUCAAGCUAGAGUCAGAAGACUUCAAAUUAAAAUAUUAUUUUGAGCUCCUACCUAGAAGGAGAGUGGGAGAGUAGUCCACAUUUAAAAUCUGUAAAUUUUCAGAUUACGCUCCUUAGGUAUUUAGAAAUAUUAGACUCAAAUACAAUAUCAGCAGUGAAAACUACCUGAAAAGCAUAGGGCCUGAAAAAUUAUUUAGUAGUAUAAUCAGAGGUGACUUGACAACUUUAAGUGAAUUAACAUCUACAGGUAAAAGUGGAUCUUUCUUUUAUUAUACUGUAGACAGCAAAUUUACUCUAAAGACAAUUCACAAAUCAGAGUUUGCGUUCCUGAAAAAGAUUCUACCAAACUACUACUAGCAUUUAUUAGACAAUCCAAAUACGCUUAUUAUCAGAGUAUAUGGGUUACAUAAAAUAAAAUAUAAAAUUGGUCACACAAUGAAAUACAUAUACUUUAUCAUUAUGAGCAAUGUUUUCUAUACACGUAAAGAAAUUCAUGAGAGAUUUGAUCUAAAAGGAUCUCUUUAUAAAAGAUACUCAGAUAACCCGGAUCCAUCUGUUGCAAAGAAAGAUUUAAAUUUUUUAAAUUAGAAGAUGAAAGUCUAAGUAAGGCCUGAGCAGUACCACACUUUUAUGGAAGUAGUGAAAAAGGACUGCCAUUUUUUUGAAUAAAACGAAGUAAUAGACUAUAGUAUGCUUUUAGGAUUACACAAUUCAAGAAGAGAAAAAAGAACAACUGAUACAGAUAUCUUGUUAAGUGCUUAAGAUAACUUUAUAGAAUAAGAGGAAGAAAGCAUUUGUCUUAUGAAAAGCAGGAGUCAUGAAAUAACUUAUCAUUUCGGUAUCAUUGACAUUCUUACAUGCUUCAAUUCUAAGAAAAAAAUAGAAUUCUUAGCAAAGCGUAUCGCAUUAGGACCAGAUAUAAGUACUAUCCCUCCAUAGCAGUAUGCUGCUAGAUUUAUCUAAUUUAUAGAGAAUAUGUUUGAUGAUGGCUCUAAGAAAACUGGUAUUUACAACUAAAGCUAAUAAAGUAAUACUAAUAACAAUAAUAAUAUAAAUAGUAACAAUAAUAAUAUAAAUAGUAACAAUAAUAUAAUUAACAUAAAUAAUUAAUAAAAUAUUUAAAAUAAUAUUAAUAAUAAUAAUCUUUGA